Molecule: messenger RNA, 23555 nt
Organism: Coregonus sp. 'balchen'
Lineage: Eukaryota; Metazoa; Chordata; Actinopteri; Salmoniformes; Salmonidae
Source: the annotation of a GenBank genome assembly
AUGAGUUUUCUGCCCUACUUCUCUGCUGAGACCUGGACACUCCUGGCCCUCCUCAUCACCCUCAUAGUGGUGUAAGGACUUCAAAUGAAAUUGUAUUACAUCAAAUCAAAUGUUAUAUGCCACAUGCAUCGUAGUUAACCGGUGGAGACUAACAGUGAAAUGCUUACUUAGGGGUCAUUUUCCAACAAUGCAGAGUUAAAGAUAUGUUUUUAUUUUUUGUAAAUACUUCUCUAGAAUAUAUUACUAGUUAAUGUGUGUGUGUAUGUGUAUAGGUAUGGAUACUGGCCCUAUGGUGUAUUCACUAAGAUGGGGAUCCCUGGACCCAAACCCCUACCUUACCUUGGCACAAUGAUGGAGUAUAAAAAGGUUUGUAAUAUUAAUAUAAUAAUAAUAAUAAUAUGCCAUUUAGCAGACGCUUUUAUCCUCAACACUGACCUGUUUCAGGUAUGUUCUCUGUUCAGGCAUGAAUCAGCUGUUUUCUCUCUCUCUCUCUCUCUCUCUCUCUCUCUCUCUCUCUCUCUCUCUCUCUCUCUCUCUCUCUCUCUCCAGGGUUUCACUAACUUUGACACAGAGUGCUUUCAGAAGUACGGGAGAAUCUGGGGGUGAGUUCAGUUGGCUGUACCGUAAUAGGAUGACUCACAACUGUACUAUGCUCUUUCCUUACAAUUCAUCACCUGCUCAAGCUAUCAUGUGACCAUGAAUAAUACUAUGAAUAAUAAUAUCAACAACAAUAAUAUUUUAUAUGUAAUUUUAUAUGACGUGGUUUAAGCCAGGUGUCUGUGUGUUUCUCCUCUGUGAAGGAUCUAUGAUGGGAGGCAGCCUGUUCUGUGUAUCAUGGACAAAAGCAUGAUCAAGACCAUCCUGAUUAAAGAGUGUUACAACAUCUUCACCAACCGCAGGGUGAGACACACACACACACACACACACACACACACACACACACACACACACACACACACACACACACACACACACCCUAAUAAUAAUAAUCCUAACAUCAUUAUUUAUAUUAUUAAUACAUUAUCUGUGGAAUUCAUGUAAAUAUGAAAGACUUCCAUCUGAAAGGUGAGCUGUUUGAUAAUUAUUACAACUGUCCUCCAUGUUUUAGAACUUCCAUCUGAACGGCGAGCUGUUUGAUAAUUAUUACAACUGUCCUCCAUGUUUUAGAACUUCCAUCUGAACGGAGAGCUGUUUGAUAAUUAUUACAACUGUCCUCCAUGUUUUAGAACUUCCAUCUGAACGGAGAGCUGUUUGAUGCGUUGUCCUUUGCCGAGGACGAUACAUGGAGACGGAUCCGCAGUGUCCUCUCUCCUUCCUUUACCUCCGGACGACUAAAAGAGGUAGAACCAUCCCUCCAUCUCCCUCAUCCUUUUAUCAUCUGUCAUUUCUACUCCUGUUUUAUCAAUUCAUUAUAAACUCAUUAUAGCUUGUUAUAAACUCUUUAUAAACCCAUUUUGAAGAAGUUAUAAACGUAUAAAUGUUAUAAACUUGUCUCCCGAGUGGUGCAGUGGUCUAAGGCACUGCAUCGCAGUGCUAGCUGUGCCACUAGAGAUCCUGGUUUGAAUCCAGGUUCUGUCGGGCGGCGCAUAAUUGGCCCAGCGUCGUCCAGGGUAGGGGAGGGAAUGGCCGGCAGGGAUGUUGCUCAGUUGGUAGAGCAUGGCGUUUGCAACGCCAGGGUUGUGGGUUCGAUUCCCACGGGGGGGGGCCAGUAUGAGAAAUAAAAUAAUGUAUGCGCUCACUAACUGUAAGUCGCUCUGGAUAAGAGCAUCUGCUAAAUGACUAAAAUGUUAUAAACCUAUUAUCAACGAGUUUAAACUCCUCUCUCUCCUCUAGAUGUAUGGUUUCAUGAAGCAGCAGUCUGCUAAACCUGCUGCCCAACUCUCUCUCUCCCAUACUCUCUCUCUCUCUCCAUUCUCUCUCUCUCUUCUCUGUCUCUCUUCCUCUCUCCUCUCUCUCUCUCUCUCAUCUACUCUCUCUCCCUCGCUCUCUCUCCCUCUCUCAUUCUCCUACCUCCCCUCAUACUGAAUCGCUCUCUCUCAUUCUCUCUCCUCCAUCCUCUCUCUCUCCUCUCUCUCCCUCUCUCUCUCUCUAUCCUCUCUCUCCUUCUCUUCUUCUCUCUCUCUCUCUCCUCUAGAUGUUUGGUAUCAUGAAAGCAGCACUCCUCUACCCUGCUGAAUGGAAUGAAGAAGCAGGCAGAUAAAGACCAGGCCAUCGAACUGAAGGAGUGAGUCCUGACCUCUAACCUCUGACUUUUCACCUUACACCUUAAAAAAAAAUUUUGAAUCACCUUUGGCAGCGAUUACAGCUGUGUGUCUUUGCACACCUAGAUUGUACAAUAUUUGCACAUUAUUAUUUUUAUUAUGUUGUGGAAAAUGGUCUUUGUCCUCCGUCAAACACAAAGUACUUUCAGAGUUUUUUGUAGAAUUAAAAUAGACUUAAUUACAAUCAAUAUAGCCGAGGUGGUCUGCAGAGCAUCUAACUUUCCACUUCUCAGCUCUCAGUUUACACAGUCAAUUUACAUUCAUUUUAGCUUAAUCCCUCCCUCUUUGGUUCCUCCACCACUGUCUCCAGUUUUCACCUCUUGACUGCUCCGCCCACUUCCUUAAUGGCGGUAUCUGACUUCCCUCCCUUCUAGUUCCGUGUCUGGAAACAAUAGUGGUGGGACCAAGCCCUGUCAUGCAAAAAUAACAGCCCUGUCAUGCAAAAAUAACAGCCCUGUCAUGCAAAAAUAACAGCCCUGUCAUGUAAAAAUAACGGAGCCCUUUCCUGGCUCCGUUCUGACCUCCAAACCUAUCAAUCGAUACUUAAACAUGGCAGGUCCAUAAUCAAUUUCUCAAACAUACCUCCUCCCUCUCUACCACCCAGUCCAAAACGCCCCCGUCAUGUUGUGAUCAACCAUGUUUAGUCUGAACUCUGUUCAACCCCUGGCUCCGUUCCAGGACUAUGCCUAAGGAGAGAGGCAAAGGGCAACAGUCUGGUUUCAGUCACUGAUAAGGCUUAGAGUGGAUUAGAGAGGAAGAGAGGAGCUUGAAGAGAGAAGAAACAGUUUACUGAGUCUGAAAAGAUCCACACUAUAGUCCACUGAAAAAUCUUCAUAAAACAUUCUUCAAGCUCUGUCAAGUUGGUUGUUGAUCAUUGCUAGACAGCCAUUUUUCAAGUCUUGCCAUAGAUAUUCAAGCCGAAUUUAAGUCAAUACUGUAACUAGGCCACUCAGGAACAUUCAAUGUCGUCUAAGUAAGCAACUCCGGUGUAUAUUUGGCCUUGUGUUUUAGGUUAUUGUCCUGCUGAAAGGUGAAUCUGUCUGGUUGAAAGCAGACUGAACCAGGUUUUUGUCUAGGAUUUUGCCUGUGCUUAGCUCUAUUCGGUUUAUUUUUAUCCUAAAAAACUCUCUAAUCCUUGCCGAUGACAAGCAUACCCAUAACAUGAUGCAGCCACCACCAUGCUUGAAAAUAUGAAGAGUGGUACUCAGUGAUGUGUUGUGUUGGAUUUGCCCCAAACGUAACACUUUCUAUUCAGGGCAUAAAGUUAAUUGCUUUGCCACUUUUUUGCAGUUUUACUUUAGUAACUUGUUGCAAACAGGAUGCAUGUUUUGGAAUAUGUUUUAUUCUGUACAGGCUUCCUUCUUUUCACUCUGUCAUUUAGGUUAGUAUUGUGGAGUAACUACAAUGUUGUUGAUCCAUCCUCAGCUUUCUCCUAUUAUAGCCAUUCAACUCUAUAACUGUUUUAAAAUCACUAUUGGCCUCAUGGUGAAAUCCCUGAGCGGUUUCCUUCCUCUCCGGCAACUGUGUUAGGAAGGACGCCUGUAUCUUUGUAGUGACUGGGUGUAUUGAUACACCAUCCCAAAGUGUAAUUAAUAACUUCACCAUGCUCAAAGGGAUAUUCAAUGUCUUCUUUUUUUUAUACCCAUCUACCAAUAGGUGCCCUUCUUUGCGAGGCAUUGGAAAACCUCCUUGGUCUUUGUGGUUGAAUCUGUGUUUGAAAUUCACUGCUCGACUGAGGGACCUGACAGAUAAUUGUAUGUGUGGGGUACAGAGAUGAGGUAGUCAUAAAGAAAAUCAUGCUAAACACUAUCGUUGCACACAGAGUGACUCCAUGCAACUCAUUAUGUGACUUGUUAAGCACAUUUUUACUCCUGAGCUUAUUUAGGCUUUCCAUAACAAAGGGGUUGAAGACUUAUUGACUCAAGAUAUUUCAGCUUUUCAUUUUUAAUUAAUUCCACUUUGACACACAUCACUUUGUGUGGAAGGCCAAGGUGACACAAAAUCUAAAUGUUAUCCAAUUUUAAAGUCAAGGCUGUAAAACAAGAAAAAUAUGGAAAAAGUCAAAAGGUGGUGAAUACUUUCUGAAGGCACUGUAUAUAAUAUGACACUUAACAGACACUUUGAUGUUUUUUGGGGCUAUACCUGUAUGGUUGUGGUCAGUAGUUGUGGUCAGUAGUUGUGUGGUUGUGGUCAGUAGUUGUGGUCAGUAGUUAUGUGGUAGUGGUCAGUAGUUGUGGUCAGUAGUUGUGUGGUCAGUAGUUGUGGUCAGUGGUUGUGUGGUCAGUGGUUGUGGUCAGUAGUUGUGGUCAGUAGUUGUGGUCAGUAGUUGUGAUUGUGGUAGUAGUUAGGGGGUUUGUGGUUUAUGUUGGGGUGGGCGUAGUUGUGGUCAGUGGUUGUGUGGGGAAGGGGGUUUUGGUCAGUAAUGUGGUCAGUUUGUUGUGGUCAGUAGUUGUGGGUGGUGGGUCAGUAGGGGAGUUGUGGUCAGUAGUUUUGUGUAUUGGGGCAGAGGGUGUGGUCAGUAGUUUUUGUGGUCAGGGGUUUUGUGGUCAGGGGUUUUGGUCAGUUUUUGUGGUCAGUAGUUGUGGGUAAAGGGAGUUGUGGGUUUGGUCCGUUUUGUUUUGGAAAUAGUUUUGGUCAGUAGUUGGGGUUUAAUAGGUGUGUGGUUUUGGUCUAGUUUUGGGGCAGGAGUGUUUUGGGAUGUGGUCAAAUAGUUUUUGGGUCAGUAAAUUGGGUAAGUAGUGGUGUGGGGUUUUUGGGCCAAAUUUGUUUUGGUCAGUAGUUUUGUGGUUGUGGUAGUAGUUGUGGCGUGUUGGUAAUUUUGGGGUUGGGGUUGAGGGGUUUUUGGGCCCACAUAUGGACGGGUUCACCCGCAACAAACCUUAGUGUGGAAAAUUUACUCUCUGAAAAAACCCUUUAGGGCCCCCUUUUGGUCAGUGUUGGGGGUUUUGGUCAGUCGUUGUGGGUAAGUAGUUGUUUGGUCAGUGUUGUGUGGUUUGUAGUUUGGGGGGUUUGGGCAGUAGUUUUUGGUUAGGGAGUUGUGAGGUCAGCAGUUGUGUUUGGGCAGUAGUUGUGUGGUCGUUUGUUGUGGUCAGCCCCUUUGUGGUCAGUAGUUGUGUGGCCAGUUUGUUGUGGUCAGUCCCUUUUUGGCCAAAAUAGUUGUGGUUCAGUGUUGUGUGGUAAAAAUAUUUUUUGUCAGUAGUUGUUUUGGUCAGUAGUUUGGUCAAAUAGUUGUGGGCAGUAGUUUUUUGGUUUGAGGGUUUGGUUUUAGUUUUAUGGUUAGUUUGUUUUGUGGUAAAAGUUUUUGGGGCAGUCUUUUGGGGCAGUGGUUUUGGUCAGGCGUUUGGUAAUUUGUUGUUUGGGUUCCCAAAAGUUGUGGUAAAAUAGUUUGGGGGAAAUAGUUGUGGUAAAGGGGUUUUGGCCCGUUUUUGUGUGGUCAGUAGUUGUUGGGGCAGUCGUUUUGGUAAAUGUUGGGGGGCCAGUAGUUUUGGUCAGUAGUUUUUGGUUUAGUAGUUGUGGUCCCGUAGUUUUGGCAAAUUUUGUUGUGUGGCAGUUUGGUUUUUGGGCAGUAUUUUGGUCAGAGUUGGUCAGUAGUUGUUUUGGCAAAAAUAUUUGGGGGUCAGUAGUUUUGGGGGUAGUAGUUUUGGGGCAUCGUUUGGGGGGUCAGGAGGUUUUGGUUAGUAGGGGUUUUGUGAUUGGGAGUUGUGUGGUUUAAAAGUUGUUGGGUUUGUAGUUGUGUGAUCCGUUUUUGGGUUUUGGUCAGUAGUUGGGGGUCAGUGGGUGGUCAGUAGGUUUUGGGCAAGUAGUUGGGGGCAGUAGUUUUCGGGACCAAAAGUUGUGGCCAGUAGUUGUGGUCAGUAGUGUGGGUAAGCAGUUGUGUGGCCCAGGUCGCUGGGUCAGAUUGUUUUGGUCAGUUAGUUGUGGGUCAGUAGUUGUUGGGAUGUGGUCAAGUAGUUGUGGGUCGUCGUUGUGGGAAGUAGUUGUGUGGCUUUGUGGUCAGUAGUUUUGUGGUUCAGUCAUGGUAAAUUGUUGGUUGUGUUGCAGGUUCUUUGGCCCCUACAGUAUGGACGUGGUCACCAGCACAGCCUUCAGUGUGGACAUUGACUCUCUGAACAACCCUUCAGACCCCUUCGUCUCCAACGUCAAGAAGAUGCUCAAGUUUGACAUGUUAAACCCACUGUUCCUCCUAAUCGGUGAGACCACACACACACACACACACAAACACACACACACACACGGAAGCAAAGUUGUUACUUUUUAAUCACAUAAAGUGAUAAAACUUUUUAUGAAAGGUUUCUCUUCUCCUCUCCCCUCCUUCUCCAGCGUUGUUCCCCUUCACGGGUCCUAUCUUGGAGAAGAUGAAGUUUUCUUUCUUCCCGACUCCGGUGACAGACUUCUUUUACGCUUCGCUGGCUAAGAUCAAAUCUGGACGCGGCACUGGGAACACAACUGUAAACGUUUUAUAUUUGUAUUAAAAUAUUCUGAAUUUAUAUAUUGAACAAAAAUAUAAACGCAACAUGCAAAAAUUUCAACGAUUUUACUGAGUUACAGUUCAUAUAAGGAAAUCAGUCAAUUGAAAUAAAUAGAUUAGGCCCUAAUCUAUGGAUUUCACAUGACUGGGCAGGGGCGCAGCUAUGGGUGGGCCUGGGAGGGCAUAGGCCCACCAACUGGGGAGCCAGGCCCAGCCAAUGAGAAUGAGUUUUUCCCCACAAAAGGGCUUUAUUACAGACAGAAAUACUCCUCAGUUUCAUCAGCUGUCCGGGUGGCUGGUCUCAGACGAUCCCGCAGGUGGAGAUCCUGGGCUGGUGUGGUUACACGUGGUCUGCGGUUGUAAGGCCAGUUGGACGCAUUGUCAAUGUCUCUAAAACAACGUUGGAGGCGGUUUAUGGUAGAGAAAUUAACAUUCAAUUCUCUGGCAACAGCUCUGGUGGACAUUCCUGUCACGCCCUGACUGUGGGGACUCUUAUUUGUUGAGUCAGGGUGUAUAUUUUCUAUGUGGUGAUUGUCUAUGUUGUAUAUUCUAGGAUUUGUAUUUCUAUGUUGGCCGGUGUGGUUCCCAAUCAGAGGCAGCUGUCGCUCGUUGUCUCUGAUUGGGGACCAUACUUAGGCAGCCUAUUGGCACUAGUGUGUUGUGGGAUCUUGUUCCGUGUAGGUAUGUUUUGUGUUCUACCUUGGACCUUGGAUUAAAAUAAACAUGUACGCAUAUCACGCUGCGCCUUGGUCCGUCCCGUUCAUCAACGAUUGUGACAGAAGAUCCCACCAAACGAGGACCAAGCAGCGUGUCCAGGAGCAGACAGCCUGGACCUGGGAGGAGAUCCUGGACAGUAAGGGAUCCUGGACUUGGGAGGAGAUUCAGGCUGGGAUGGAUCGCCGUCCUUGGGAGGAGACAGUGGAGGCCCGGUAUAGAGAGGAGAAACGGCGCCAACAGUGCCGACGACGGAGACCCGAGAGGCAACCCCAAGAAAAUGUUUGGGGGGGCACACAGUGUGGACGAUGAGGCAGCAGGAGGCCGUUAAAGGGCGGGUCUGCAGGUUAGGAGAGGAGGCCACCAUGUUACGGGGGCUAUUGGUUCAGAGGGAGCAGGAGUUAUUCGGUCAGAGUGAGGCGCUACAGGAGGCUAAAAGGGAGAAGGAAAGUGUAGAGGCACGGCGAGAGGAGCUGGUUAGGCAGCAGAAGGAAGUGGUGCGUGUCGCCAGUCCGGUCCGGCCCGUUCCUGCUCCCCGCACUAAGCCAGUGGUGCGUGUUCCCAGUACGGCCCGACCCGUUCCUGCUCCUCGCCCCAAGUCAGUGGUGCGCGUCACCAGUCCGGCCCGUCCUGUUCCUGCUCCUCGCACCAAGCCAGUGAUGCGCGUCGCCAGCCCGGCCCAGCCUGUUUCUGCCCCUCGCACCAAGCCAGUGGUGCGUGUCGCCAGCCCGGUCCGGCCUGUUCCUGCCUCUCGCACCAAGCCAGUGGUGCGCGUCGCCAGCCCGGUCCGGCCUGUUCCUGUCCCUCGCACCAAGCCAGUGGUGCGCGUCGCCAGCCCGGUCCAGCCCCUUCCUGCCCCUCAAACCAAGCCAGUGGUGCGCGUCGCCAGCCCGGUCCGGCCCGUUCCUGCCCCUCGCACCAAGCCAGUGGUGCGCGUCGCCAGCCCGGCCCGGCCCGUUCCUGCCCCUCGCACCAAGCCAGUGGUGCGCGUCGCCAGCCCGGUCGGGCCAGUUCCUGUCCCUCGCACCAAGCCAGUGGUGCGCGUCGCCAGCCCGGCCCAGCCUGUUUCUGCCCCUCGCACCAAGCCAGUGGUGCGUGUCGCCCAGCCCGGUCCGGCCUGUUCCUGCCCCUCGCACCAAGCCAGUGGUGCGCGUCGCCAGCCCGGUCCGGCCUGUUCCUGUCCCUCGCACCAAGCCAGUGGUGCGCGUCGCCAGCCCGGUCCAGCCCGUUCCUGCCCCUCACACCAAGCCAGUGGUGCACGUCGCCAGCCCGGUCCGGCCCGUUCCUGCCCCUCGCACCAAGCCAGUGGUGCGCGUCGCCAGCCCGGCCCGGCCCGUUCCUGCCCCUCGCACCAAGCCAGUGGUGCGCGUCGCCAGCCCGGUCGGGCCAGUUCCUGUCCCUCGCACCAAGCCAGUGGUGUGCGUCGCCAGCCCGGCCCGGCCUGUUCCUGCCUCUCGCACCAAGCCAGUGGUGCGCGUCGCCAGCCCGGCCCGGCCUGUUCCUGCCCCUCGCACCAAGCCAGUGAUGCGCGUCGCCAGCCCGGCCCGUUCCUGCCCCUCGCAUCAAGCCAGUGGUGCGCGUUGCCAGCCCGGUCCGGCCUGUUCCUGCUCCUCGCACCAAGCCAGUGAUGCGCGUUGCCAGCCCGGCCCAGCCUGUUUCUGCCCCUCGCACCAAGCCAGUGGUGCGCGUCGCCAGCCCGGUCCGGCCUGUUCCUGUCCCUCGCACCAAGCCAGUGGUGCGCGUCGCCAGCCCGGUCCAGCCCGUUCCUGCCCCUCGCACCAAGCCAGUGGUGCGCGUCGCCAGCCCGGUCCGGCCCGUUCCUGCCCCUCGCACCAAGCCAGUGGUGCGCGUCGCCAGCCCGGCCCGGCCCGUUCCUGCCCCUCGCACCAAGCCAGUGGUGCACGUCGCCAGCACGGUCGGGCCAGUUCCUGUCCCUCGCACCAAGCCAGUGGUGCGCGUCGCCAGCCCGGCCCGGCCUGUUCCUGCCUCUCGCACCAAGCCAGUGGUGCGCGUCGCCAGCCCGGCCCGGCCUGUUCCUGCCCCUCGCACCAAGCCAGUGAUGCGCGUCGCCAGCCCGGCCCGUUCCUGCCCCUCGCAUCAAGCCAGUGGUGCGCGUUGCCAGCCCGGUCCGGCCUGUUCCUGCUCCUCGCACCAAGCCAGUGGCGCGUGUGUCCAGUCCGGCACGGCCCGUGCCUGUUCCACCGGUGCCUGGUUCGGCACCGGUCAGCUGCUCUACUCCGGAGCCAGAGCAGUCCGCUCCACCGGUGCCCUGUUCAGCUCCGGUCAGCUGCUCCACUCCGGAGCCAGAGCAAUCCGCUUCACCGGUGCCCGGUCCAGCUCCGGUCAGCGGCUCCAGUCCAGACCCAGACGUCAGCCCCUCUCCAGGUUCGGGGUCUCCCACACCAGGGUCCAGACAGGGCUUGGAGUAUCGUGGGAGGAAGGAGAGGGGAAGCAACGCGCCGAGGUCUAGACCAGACCAGGGGCGCAACAGGGAGGCAAAGAGUGAGAGGUCGUCACGCCCUGAGCCGGAUCCGCCUCCGAGGCGGAAUGCCCACCCAGCCCCUACCCUGUUAUGUUUAUGUUGUGCGGUCGGAGUCCGCACCUUUGGGGGGGGGUUACUGUCACGCCCUGACUCUGGGGACUCUUAUUUGUUGAGUCAGGGUGUGUAUUUUCUAUGUGGUGAUUGUCUAUGUUGUAUAUUCUAGGAUUUGUAUUUCUAUGUUGGCUGGUGUGGUUCACAAUCAGAGGCAGCUGUCGCUCGUUGUCUCUGAUUGGGGACCAUACUUAGGCAGCCUAUUGGCACUAGUGUGUUGUGGGAUCUUGUUCCGUGUAGGUAUGUUUUGUGUUCUACCUUGGACUUCACGUUUUGUUUGUUUAUUGUUUUGUUGGUUGUUUAUUCAUUAAAAUAAACAUGUACGCAUAUUACGCUGUGCCUUGGUCUGUCCCUUUCAUCAACGAUCGUGACAAUUCCUGCAUGCCAAUUGCACGCUCCCUCAAAACGUAAGACAUCUGUGGCAUUGUGUGACAAAACUGCACAUUUUAGAGUGGCCUUUUAUUGUCCACAGCACAAGGUGCACCUGUGUAAUGAUCAUGCUGUUUAAUCAGCUUCUUGAUAUGCCACACCUGUCAUGUGGAUGGAUUAUAUUGGCAAAGGAGAAAUGCUCACUAACAAGGAUGUAAACAAUAUUGUGUACAAAACUUUUGAGAAAUCACCUUUUUGUGAGUAUGGAACAUUUCUGGGAUCUUUUAUUUCAGCUCAUGAAACAUGGGAACAACACUUUACAUGUUGCAUUUAUAUCUUUGUUCAGUAUAUAUUAUGUUUAGGAAACCUAUGUUUGUCAACGUUUGCUCUCUCCACCUGCCCAUUACUCUCAGGGUGAAACGAGACCCCCAGAUGGUCCAUGAACGCCUUCCAGACCCUUGAUGUAAACUGGGGACCCCGAUCAGACACUAUAUCCUCAGGUACCCCGUAGUGCCGGAAGACGUGUGUAAACAGGGCCUCCGCGGUCUGUAGGGCAGUAGGGAAACCGGGCAAAGGAAUGAGACAACAGGUCUUAGAAAACCGAUCCACAACAACCAGGAUCGUGGUGUUACCUUGUGACGGAGGAAGAUCCGUAUCAAAGUCCACCGAUAGGUGUGACCACAGCCGUUGUGGAACGGGGAGAGGUUGUAAUUUCCCUCUGGCCAAGUGUCUAGGUGCCUUGCACUGGGCGCACACCGAACAGGAAGAAACAUAAACCCUCACGUCCUGAGCUAAGGUGGGCCACCAGUACUUCCCACUAAGACAGCGCACUGUCCGACCGAUGCCAGGAUGGCCAGAAGAGGGUGACGUGUGAGCACAAUAGAUCAAACAAUCGCGAACCUCAGACGGAACGUACACACGACCCACUGGACACUGGGGGGGAGUGGGCUCCGUGUGUAACGCCCGCUCGAUGUCCGCGUCAACCUCCCAUACCACCGGUGCCACCAGACAAGAAGCCGGAAGUAUGGGAGUGGGCUCCCUCGUCCGCUCCACUGAGUCAUACAGCCGGGACAGAGUGUCUGCCUUAGCAUUCUGGAAACCUGGUCUGUACGAUAGGGUGAACACAAAACGCGUGAAAAACAUGGCCCACCUUGCCUGACGAGGGUUCAGUCUCCUCGCUGCCCGUAUGUACUCCAGAUUGCGGUGGUCAGUCAAAAUGAGAAAAGGGUGUUUUGCCCCCUCAAGCCAAUGUCUCCACACCUUAAGAGCUUUCAAAACAGCUAACAGCUCCCGGUCCACCACAUCAUAGUUUUGCUCCGCCGGGCUGAGCUUCUUCAAAAAUAAAGCACAGGGGCGGAGUUUGGGAGGCGUACCCGAGCGAUGAUACAGUACAGCUCCUAUCCCAGCCUCGGACGCGUCCACCUCGACUGUGAAUUGCAAGGAAGGAUCCGGAUGAGCCAGCACGGGAGCCAAGGUGAACAGCGCCUUCAGCUGACCAAAAGCCCUUCUGCCUCAGCUGACCACUGCAGGUGCACCGGUCCGCCCUUCAGUAAAGAGGUUAUGGGAGCUGCUACCUGGCCAAAGCCCCGGAUAAAUCUCCGGUAGUAGUUGGCAAACCCCAAAAAUCGCUGCACCUCCUUUACCGUGGUAGGAGUCGGCCAAUUACGCACGGCUGAAAUGCGGUCACACUCCAUCUCGACCCCUGACUCUGACAGGCGGUAUCCUAAGAAAGAGACGGACUGUUUGAAGAACAAACAUUUCUCAGUCUUAACGUACAGGUCUUGCUCCAACAGUAUACCAAGCACCUUGCACACCAGGGACACAUGCGUGUAGCGGAGUAUAUGAGAAUAUAAUCUAUAUACACCACUACACCCUGUCCGUGCAGAUCCCUGAAAAUCUCAUCGACAAAGGAUUGAAAGACUGAGGGAGCAUUCAUCAACCCGUACGGCAUGACGAGGUACUCAUAGUGACCAGAGGUGGUACUAAAUGCCGUCUUUCACUCGUCCCCCUCCCGGAUACGGACCAGAUUGUACGCGCUCCUGAGGUCCAAUUUUGUGAAGAAGUGCGCCCCGUGCAAUGACUCUGUCAUACUAGCUAUGAGAGGUAGAGGAUAGCUGUAUUUUACGUUGUCUGAUUUAGACCUCGAUAGUCAAUGCACGGGUGUAAACCUCCAUCCUUCUUCUUCACAAAAAAGAAACUUGAGGGAGCAGGGGAAGUGGAGGGCCGAAUGUAUCCCUGUCCCAGAGAUUCGGUGACAUGUCUCCAUAGCCACCGUCUCCUCCUGUGACAGAGGAUACACGUGACUCCUGGGAAGUGCAGCGCCCUCCCGGAGAGCUAUCGCACAAUCCCCUCGUCGAUGGGGUGGUAAUUGAGUCGCCUUCUGCUCCGCGUCCUCCCACCAGGGCCCUGCCUGCUGCCUCGAUUCCAUGAGGGUCCUCUCCUGCACCGGCCCGCAGUGUGUCCUCUGCGGCCACAGUUGGUGCAGGAGACCACCCCCUUGCCGAGUCUCUCCACAUCAGCACCUCUAAGCUCCAUAGGAGUGGAGUCGGAAGUGCUGGGGGAUGGACUGGAUGGACCCUGAUCCGGACGUCCGCUGGUGGCCAACAGGUUAUCCAGCCGGAACUAUAAAUCUACCAGCUGGUCCAGGUUUAGAUUCGUGUCCCUGCAGGCCAGCUCCCUACGAGCGUCCUCCCGUAGACUGCAUCGGUAGUGGUCAAUCAGGGCCCUCUUAUUCCAUCCCGCGCUGGCUGCCAGUGUCCUCAAAUCCAGGGCGAAGUCCUGUGCGCUCCUCCUUCCCUGUCUGAGGUGAAACAUACGCUCCCCUGCUGCUCUCCCCUCCGGCGAAUGAUCGAAAUACUGCCCGGAAACGGCGGGUAAAAUCCUCGUAACGUACGGACUCAGCAUCUUUUCCACCCCACUCCGCGUUGGCCCAUUCCAGCGCUCUACCCUACAGACAGGAGAUGAGGGCGGACACGCUCUCGUAUCCCGAGGGAGCCGGGUGGAUGGUUGCCAGGUAGAGCUCCACCUGGAGCAGGAAACCCUUACACCCGGCAGCUGUCCCAUCAUAUUCCCUCGGGAGCGAGAGCCGAAUUCCACUGGAUCUAGGGUUUGAUGGUCUUUGAUGGCGAAGAAAUUGGAGGAGAAGGAAGUGUAGGAAAACCACCUCUCUCCCAUCGAUCCAUGGUGUUCACCACUCGAUCCACAGCCAAACCUAGAGCCUGCAGCAUGGUCGAGUGCUGCUGGAUGCGUUCCUCCACCGAGGCGCUGGGAUCGGACGUGCCUGCUGACUCCAUAGAUGUGCGUGAUUCUGUCAACGUCUGGGUGAAGUGGUGAAACGGAAUCAGGCGCAGGACACAGAACUGAGAAAUGGAUUUACUAAAACAAAAGUAAACCAUAACAAACCCUCCACGAAGGGAAGAGCAGUACAACAGCUCACCAAAACGAGGUAAAACAAUGGACAAUCACGCACAAACCCAGGAGGGAAAACAGAGGUCAUUAUAGGGAAACAAAUAAGCAUAAUGGGUAACAGGUGUGAAUAAUAAAGACAGGACUAGUGUAACACAGAAACAUCGAUCGGUGGCAGCUAGUACUCCGGUGACGACGAAAGUCAAAGCCUGCCCGAACAAGGAGGGGAGGCAGCCUCGGAGGAAGUCGUGACAGUUUGUGUUGGUUGUGAUUGGACCAGAGCCAGUAGAAUCUGGUUGUGUUGGUUGUGAUUGAACCAGAUCCAGUAGAAUAUGUUUGUGUUGUUUGUGAUUGGAUGGAUUUUACAUCAUUUAUUUCUGCUUCCAGAGUCGGGUGGAUUUCUUACAGCUGAUGAUCGACUCUCAGAAAGGCAGCGACACAAAGACAGGAGAGGAACAGACUAAAGGUACCUGCCAAACACACACCUGUAAAUUUCUGUACAAACACACACCUGUAAACAAUUAUCUCUCUCUCCCCCCCCUCUCUCUCUACCCCCCCUCGCUCUCGCUCCUCGUCUUUCCCCCCCUCUCCACCCACCCCCUCUCUCAUCCCCCCCCCCCCCUCUCCUCUCCCCCCCCACCUCUCUCGUCUCUCUCCCCCCUACUCUCUCCCUCUCUCUCUUCCCUCUCUCUCUCUCUCUCUCUCUCUCUCCCACAGGACUGACUGAUCAUGAGAUCUUGUCUCAGGCCAUGAUCUUUAUCUUUGCCGGCUACGAGACCAGCAGCAGUACUAUGAGUUUCCUGGCCUAUAACCUAGCUACCAACCCACAUGUCAUGACCAAACUGCAGGAGGAGAUAGAUACUGUGUUCCCCAUCAAGGUAACCCCCACACCAUGACCCAAACUGCAGGAGGAGAUAGAUACUGUGUUCCCCAUCAAGGUAACCCCCACAUGUCAUGACCAAAUGCAGGAGGAGAUAGAUACUGUGUUCCCCAACAAGGGUAACCCCCACACCAUGACCAAACUGCAGGAGGAUUAGAUACUGUGUUCCCCAACAAGGUAACCCCCACACCAUGACCAAACUGCAGGAGGAGAUUAGAUACUGUGUUCCCAACAAGGUAACCCCACACCAUGACCCAAACUGCAGGAGGAGAUAGAUACUGUGUUCCCCAACAAGGUAACCCCCACACCAUGACCAAACUGCAGGAGGAGAUAGAUACUGUGUUCCCCAACAAGGUAACCCCCACACCAUGACCAAACUGCAGGAGGAGUUAGAUACUGUGUUCCCCAACAAGGUAACCCCCACACCAUGACCAAACUGCAGGAGGAGAUAGAUACUGUGUUCCCCAUCAAGGUAACCCCCACACCAUGACCAAACUGCAGGAGGAAUUAGAUACUGUGUUCCCCAACAAGGUAACCCCCACACCAUGACCAAAUGCAGGAGGAAUUAGAUACUGUGUUCACCCAACAAGGUAACCCCCCACACCCAUGACCAAACUACAGGAGGAAAUAGAUACUGUGUUCCCCAACAAGGUAACCCCCCCCACCAUGACCAAACUACAAGGAUGAAAUCAGAUACUGUGUUCCCCAACAAGGUAACCCCACCCCAUGCCCAAACUGCAGGAAGAAAUAGAUACUGUGUUUCCCCAACAAGCUACCCCCGGUGGCCAGAUGUGGUUAGGUACUGAAUUAUGUGUGUAACCCCGGUGUCCAGAUGGGUGUUGAGGUACUGAUGUGUGUGUAACCCCGGUGCCAGAUGUGUUGAUGUACUGAUGUUGUGUAAUAACCCCGGGUGCCAGAGUGUGUUGAGUACUGAUGUGUGUGUGUAACCCCGGUGCCAGAGUGUGGUACUGAAUGUAUUUGUACCCCGGUGCCGCCGAUUGUGGUGAGGUACUGAUGUGGUGUAACUCCACGGUGCCAGAUGGUAGGUACUGAUGUGUGUGUAAACCCCCGGUGCCAGAUGUGGUAGGUACUGAUGAUGUGUAACCCCCCCUGUGCCAGAUUGUUUAGGUACUGAUGUGUGGUUAACCCCGGUGCCAGAUGUGUUGAGGUACUGAUGUGUGUGUAACCACCCCUGUGCCAGAUGUGUUGAGGACUGAUGUAUGUGUAGCCCCCGUGCCAGAUGUUAGUAAGUGUACUGAUGUAUGUGUAACCCCCGGUUCAGGCUCCUAUCCAGUACGAAGCUCUGAUGCAGAUGGACUAUCUGGACAGUGUGUUGAACGAGUCUCUGAGACUGUACCCAGUCUCCCCCCGACUAGAGAGGGUCGCCCAGAAGACGGUGGAGAUCAACGGCAUCGUCAUCCCCCAAAGACUGCAUUGUCAUGGUUCCCACGUGGACCCUCCACCGCGACCCAGAGAUCUGGUCCGACCCUGAGGAUUUCACACCAGAGAGGGUACUGGACCGCACCGUAACCACGGCAACAACCACAAUAUAAACCAUUUCACAACCCCAGCACAACCACAAUUCAACCACAGCACACACCACAAUACAACCAUAUCACAACCACAGCACAACACUACUUUACCAACACACUGCUGCAAUAUAACCACAACUAAGAAUCAACUACAAUACAAUGUGUAAUGUGGACUGAACCACAAAACCACAAAUCACUACAGACAAUGUGUAAUGGUGUGACGUGGCAACCACCCCAACCACAAAUCAACUACAAUACAAUGUGUAAUGUGACUGAACCACAACCACAAAUCAACUACAAUAUCAAUGUGUAUGUGACGGACCACAUCACCACAAAUAACUCAAUACAAUGUGUAAUGUGGACGACACAAAAAUCAAUCUACAAUUUAAUUGACUGACCACAACCACAAAUCAACUACAAUGUAAAUUGUGACGGAACCACAACCACAAAUGCAACUACAAUACAAUGUGUAUUGGACUGAAACCACAACCACAAUCAACACAAUACAAUUUGUAAUGUGAUUGAACCACACCACAUCAACUACAAUUUAAUUGUUGACCGGACCACAACCACAAUUCAACUACCACUACAAUGUGUAAUGUGACUGAACCACCCACAAAUCACUACAAUUACACUGUGUAAUGUGAAUUGAACCACAACCAAAAUCAACUAACAUUAAUGUGAACGAACCACACCACAAAUCAACUACAAUAAAAUGUGGAAAUGUGACUGAACGCACAACCCAAAAUCAACUACAAUUUGUGACUGAACCACAACCACAAUUCAACUCCAAUACAUGUGUAUGUGCUGAAAAGCCACAACCACAAAUCAAAACUACAAUACAAAUGUGUAAUGUUACUGAACACCACAACCCACAAUCACUACAAUCCAAUGUGUAAUGUUGACGGAACCUCAACCACAAAUCAACGACCAUGUAAUGUGUCCUAACCACAACCACAAAUCACUCCCUACAUUUGGCAAUGUGUCUGUUGCUGGUCCCUGCCCUCUCCCUUCCCAGGUUUCAUUAAUGGGGAACAAGGAGUCCCUAUUGACCCCGUACAACAACGUACAUGCCGUUCGGGGCGGGCCCAGGAACUGUAUCGGGAUGCGUUUCGCCCUGAUCAUGAUCAAACUGGCCAUGGUCGAGAUCCUCCAGAGUUUCACAUUCUCCGUCUGCGACGAGACCGAGGUGAGAUGCUCACCUGAGCAGAUGGAAUAUGACAUCUCAAAUAUCAGUAUCAUUCAUAGAGUUGGAUAGAGGCUGCACUUACCCGCCAGCACUUGUUUUAACAUGGUCAGCACCUGUUUUAACAUGGACCUGUUUUAACAUGGUAACCACCUGUUUUAAAAACAUGGACCUGUUUUAGCAUGGUCAACUACCUGUUCUAACAUGGUCACGUAACUACCCUGUUUUAAAACUGGUCCACCCCACCUGUUUUUAACAUGGACCCCUGUUUUAAGCAUGGUCACCACCCUGUUUUAACAUGGGACCCUGUUUUAAACAUGGUCGACCACCCCGGUUUUAAACAGUUCAACACACCCCACCACCCCUGUUUUAACAUGGUCACCACCCGGGGGGGAGGAUGGUUUUUACUUCCCUCACCCCUUCCCCGUCCUUCGUUCCUCCCUUCCUUCUUCCUCGCAUGGUCAACCCAAACCACCCACCUGGUUUUUAAUUUUAAACCAUGGACGUUUUUUAACAUGUUCACCCCAGUUUUUAUUAAACCAAUGGAACUGUUUUCAGCCUGUCACCACCUGUUUUAACUGGACCCCCUGUUUUAAACAGGUCACCCCCACCAACCACACAACCCACACCACCGCCACCAGACCACCUGCAAACCACCCUGUUUUAGCAUGGCCCUGAUUUUAAACAUGGUCACCACCUGUUUUAACAUGGACUUUUUUACAAUGGUCCCCACCUGUUUUAAACAAUGGACCCCCCUUUUACAAAAAAAACAUGUUCCUCUUUCCCUGUUUUUAAACAUAACCAGGUUUUAAAAAAGCAUUUGAUCACCAUACCUGUUUUAAAAAUGUUCACCAACUGUUUUCUCAUUGACCCCUGUGUUAAAACAUGGUCACCACCUAUUUCAACAUUGACCCCCCUGUUUUUAAAACAUGGUCACCACCUAUUUAACAUGGAACCUGUAUCCGCAUGGUCACCACCCUUUUUUAAAUGUCACCACCCUUUUUUAGCUGGUCACACCCGCACUGUUUUUAAUUAUGUUCACCACCUGUUUUUAACAUGGCCACCACCUGUUUAACAUUGACCUGUUUUGGCAUGUGUCACCACCUGUUUUAAAUAAAACAAUGGUCCACUACUACUGCCCUGUUUUAAAUGUGAACAAAAAAGGAACCAGUUUUACCUGGUCAACAACCUGUUUUAAAAUGGUCACCACCUGUUUAUUCAUUGACCUGUUUUAACAUAUCACCACCUAUUUUAACAUGGACCUGUUUUAUAAACAUGGUCCCCACCACCUAUUUUAACAUGUGGACCCCCCCUCCUCCCCCUUGUUUCACAUUGUCACCACCACCUUUUUAAAAUGGUCCCCGACCAAACGACUCAACCUGUUUUUAAACAUUAUUCUACCACUCCAUCUGUUUAACAUGGUCACCAACCUAUUUUAACAAUUGGUCACCAGCACCACCCCGUGUUUUAACAUGGUCCCCCACCUGUUUUUUGUUAAACAUGGUCAACCACCUAUUUUAACAUGGACCCUGUUUUUAACAUGGGUCCCACCAUAUUUUAACAUGGAACCUGUUUUUCAGCAUGGUCCACCACCCAGUGUUUUAAAUGGUCCACCUACCUUGUUUUACAUGGUCACCACCUGUUUUACAUGGUCCAAACCACCCUGUUUUCACAUGGCCACCACCCUGGUUUUUAUUAACAUGGACCUGUUUUUUGGGCAUGAAUUGUAUUGUCACCACCUGUUUUAAAAAAAAAAAAAAACCUGUUUUACAAAUGGUCCCACCUGUUUUAUCAUGGUCACCACCUGUUUUAACAAUUGGGGGGGUCACCACCUGUUUUAAACAUGUUUGUCACCCCCCAUCACGCACCACCUUUUUUCACAUGGUCAAUGGUCCCACCUAUUUUUGCAUGGACUGUUUUAAUAACAUAAAACAGGUCCACCACCUCUUUUAACAUGGUCACCUCCCCACUUUUUGCCUGGAGACCCUGUUUUAAAACCUGGCCCACCUGUUUAACAUGGGUCCACCUGUUUUAACAUGGGAGGACCUUGUUUUGCAUGUCACCACCUGUUUUAACUAUGGUUUCCGACCUUUUUAACAUGGUCACCACCUGUUUAAAAACAUGGUCAAACCACCUGUUUUAUCAUGGACCUGUUUUAAAACAUGGUCACCGCCUGUUUUAAAAAAGUGAAACCAUUUGAACAUGGUCACCAACUGUUUUAACAUGGACCUGUUUUUAAAAACAUGUGCACCACCCUGUUUUAAAUGUCCCACCCUGUUUUAGCAUGGUCACCACCUGUUUUAACAUUGUCACCACCACCUGUUUUUACAUGGGACCUGUUUUGCAUGGUCACCACCUGUUUUUUAAAAUGGUCACCACCCCUUUUUGUACAUGGUCAAACCAAACCUGUUUUAAAACUUGUCACGCACCCUGUUUUAAAAACAGGGACGUGGUUUUUUUUUUUUUGGCAUGGUCACCACCUGUUUUAAACAUGGUUACCUCCCCUCACCGAAAUCUUUUUUUUAACUGUCACCCCACCUUUUACAUUGACCCUCCCCCUCUGUUAUUUUUUUUUUUGCAUGGUCACCAACCCCACCACCCCCGCGCGCCGUUCCCCCAUACUCACCUGUUUCAACAUGUGCACCACCUGUUUUCAACAUGACGUGUUUUUGUGGGGUGUUUUUGGGGCAAUGUCCACUCAACCCUUUUUUUUACUGGUUACCUCCUCGUUUUAAAAACAUGUCCACCCCACCUUGUUUUUACAUGGACCGUGUUUUGGCAUGGUCACCACUCAACCUGUAUUUAACAUGGUCCACCAAUCCACCUGUUUUUUAAACAUGGUCACCACCUUUUUUAAAACAUGGCCCCCCGUUUUGUAACAUGUUCACCACCUGUUUUAUUUAAAAUUAAAAAAACAUGGUCAACCACCUAUUUUUGCAUGGACACUCUGUGUUAAACAUGGUCACCACCACACCAACCAACCCUGUUUUAACAUGGUCCCCAAACCACCCAUUUUUUGCCAUGGACCUGUUUUUAAACAUGGUCCCCACCACCUGUUUUUAACAUGGUCACCACCCCUGUUUUAACAUGGUCACCACCCCCCCACCACCCUUUUUAACGACAUGGACCGUGUUUUUGGCCAUUGUCCACCUGUUUUAAACAUGUUUACCCACCUGUUUUACAUGGUCCGCACCUGUUAUUAACAUGGUCACCACCUGUUUUUACUCAUGGGACCUUUGUUUUAACAUGGUCACCGCCUGUUUUAAGUGAAACCUAUUUGAACAUGGUCACCAACUUUUUUAAAACAUGGACCUGUUUUAAACCUGCACCAUACCAGUACCUUUUUUAACAUGGUCAACCCCACCGGCCCCCCAUCCCCACCGCCGUUUUUUGUAGCAUGUUCACACCUGUUUUAACAUGGUCACCACCUGUUUUACCAUGGACCUGUUCUGCAUGGUCACCACCUGGUUUAAAAUGGUCACCACCUUUUUUAACAUGGUCACCACCUGUUUUAACAUGGUCACCACCUGUUUUAACAUGGACGUGUUUUGGCAUGGUCACCACCUGUUUUAACAUGGUUACCUCCUGUUUUAACAUGUCACCACCUGUUUUAACAUGGACCUGUUUUUGCAUGGUCACCACCUGUUUCAACAUGGUCACCACCUGUUUUAACAUGGACGUGUUUUGGCAUGGUCACCAUCUGUUUUAACAUGGUUACCUCCUGUUUUAACAUGUCACCACCUGUUUUAACAUGGACCUGUUUUGGCAUGGUCACCACCUGUUUUAACAUGGUCACCACCUGUUUUAACAUGGUCACCACCUGUUUUAACAUGGUCACCACCUGUUUUAACAUGGACCUGUUUUUUAUACAUGGUCACCUCCUGUUUUAACAUUGUCACCACCUGUUUUAACAUGGUCACCACCUGUUUUAACAUGGUCACCACCUGUGACUAAAAUGUAAAUGUAAUAAGGAAGAAUCUCAAUUGUCUUUCCUUGAUUCCUCGCAUUCUCUAUCCCCGCCUCCUCCUCAAAACCCAUUGGAUGAGAAAGAAUGCGAGGAAUCAAGGAAAUGCAAUUGAGAUUCUCCCUAGUCCUCUAUUCAACGCUAUGUUGACACUUCACACAUAAAGACACUGGGGGGCGCUCUAGAUCUGUGGUUAGGUUACUGUCUAAUGGUUCAGGUCAGGACUAUUCUUAGAUCAGUGGUUAUGUUACUGUCUAAUGGUUCAGGUUAGGACUGGAUCAGGGGAAUCUGGUCCUAGAUCAGUGAUUAGGUUAGUGUGUAAUGGUUUAGGUUAGUACUGGGUCAGGGGAAUCUGGUCCUAGAUCAGUGGUUAGGUUAGUGUGUAAUGGUUAAUCUAAUCACACACACACACACACAUAGCACGCAUGCACACAUUGUCCAUCUCCAACAUCCAUAUGCUCAGUUGUUCUGUCAUGUUAUUCUCUAUAGAUCCUGUUGGAGAUGGACAACCAGGGUUAUGUUAUGUUCUGUUAUUCCUAUAGAUCCUGUUGGAGAUGGACAACAGGGUUAUGUUAUGUUCUGUUCUGUUAUUCCUAUAGAUCCCGUUGGGAGAUGGACAACCAGGGUUUCUGUUCUGGUUCUGUUAUUCUCUAUAGAUCCUGUUGGAGAUGGACAACCAGGGUUUCUGUUCUGUUCUGUUAUUCUCUAUAGAUCCUUUGGGAGAUGGACAACCAGGGUUAUGUUCUGUUCUGUUAUUCUCUAUAGAUCCUGUUUGGAGAUGGACAACCAUGGUUCUGUUCUGUUCUGUUAUUCUCUAUAAUCCUGUUGGAGAUGGAACGAACCAGGGGUUAUGUUCUGUUCUGUUAUUCCUCUAUAGAUCACGUUUGGGAGAUAGGACAACCAGGGUUAUUUCGUUGCUGUUCUGUUAGUUCUGCUAAUCAGAUCCUGUUAGGAGAUAGGACAACCAGGGUUAUGUUCUGUUCUGUUCUGUUAUUCUCUAUAGAUCCUGUUGGAGAUGGGACAAACCAGGGUAUGUUAGUUCUGUUCUGUUAUUCUCUCUAGAAUCCUGUUGGAGAUGGGAGCAACCAAGGGUUAGGUGUCUGUUGCGGUUAUUCUCUAUAGAAUUCCUGUUGGAUGAUGGACAACCAAGGGUUAUUGUUCUGUGCUGUUAUUCUCUAUAAGAUCCGGUUGGAGAUGGAGCAACCAUGGUUAUGUUCUGUUCUGUUAUUCUCUAUAGAUCCUGUUGGAGAUGGACACCAGGGUUAUGUUCUGUUUCUGUUAUUCUCUAUAGAUCCUGUUGGAGAUGGACAACCAGGGUUUAUGUUCUGUUCUGUUGUCUCUAUAGAUCCUGUUGGAGAUGGACAACCAGGAGUUCUGUUCUGUUCUGUUAUUCUCUAUAGAUCCUGUUGGAGAUGGACAAACCUAGGGUUAUUUCUGUUCUGUUAUUCUCUAUAGAUCCUGUUGGAGAUGGAUAACCAGGGUUACUGUUCUGUUUCUGUUAUUCUCUAUAGAUCCUGUUUGGAGAUGGACAAACCUGGGGUUAUGUUCUGUUCUGUUAUUCUCUAUAGAUCCUGUUGGAGAUGGAUAUCCAGGGUUAUGUUCUGUUCUGUUAUUCCCAUAGAUCCUGUUGGAGAUGGACAACCAGGGUUCUGUUCUGUUCUGUUAUUCUCUAUAGAUCCUGUUGGAGAUGGGACAACCAGGUUAUGUUCUGUUCUGUUAUUCUCCUAUAGAUCCUGUUGGAGAUGGACAACCCAGGGUUGUCUGUUCUGUUAUUCUCUAUAGAUCCUGUUGGAGAUGGACAACCAGGGUUAUGUUCUGUUCUGUUAUUCUCCAUAGAUCCUGUUGGAGAUGGACAACCAGGGUUCUGUUCUGUUCUGUUAUUCUCUAUAGAUCCUGUUGGAGAUGGACAACCAGGGUUAUGUUCUGUCAUGUUAUUCUCCAUAGAUCCUGUUGGAGAUGGACAACCAGGGUUAUGUUCUGUUCUGUUAUUCUCUAUAGAUCCUGUUGGAGAUGGACAGCCAGUUUCUGCUGAUGCCUAAACGACCAAUCAAACUGAGGCUGGCGCCCCGUAGCAACACCCCUAGCAACACCACCACCACCUCUCUGAAGAGUCCAAACACAUGACCAAAUGCAGGAGUACCCAACCCAACCCAACCCUACCAUCUAUCUAUCUAUCUAUCUAU